AUGAAGCUCCCUGCCGCCGCCCCCGUCGACGCCGUCAAGUUCUGCGAGUUUGUCACGGCCUCGCCUACGCCCUUCCACGCCGUGGCCAACCUCUGCAAGCGCCUGGCCAAGGCCGGCUUUGAGCGCGUCUCGGAGCGCGAGCCUGACGAGUCACUUGUCCCUGGAGGCAAGUACUUUUACACUCGCAACCAGAGCGCCCUCGUCGCAUUCACGCUUCCUCCCAAGGGUGUCGCUGGUCCUGGCGCCACUUCCAUGGCUGUUGGCCACCUCGACAGCCCAUGCUUGAAGGUCCGCCCAGUCUCCAAGAAGACCAAGGCCGGAUACCUCCAGGUCGGGUGCGAGCUGUACGGCGGUGGUCUCUGGCACACUUGGUUUGACCGCGACCUGUCGGUUGCGGGCCGUGUAGUUGUCAGCCAGCGCGGCGGCGGCUUUGCCUCCAAGCUCGUCAAGAUUGACCGUCCAAUCCUUCGUGUCCCCACCCUCGCCAUCCACCUCGACCGCACCGCCAACGACCAGUUCAAGUUUAACAAGGAGACCGAGUUCCUCCCCAUUCUGGGCCUCGUCAACGAGACUCUCAACGCUACCGCGGCUGCUUCCCGUCCCGGCACCCCCUCUGGCGCCGCAACUCCCAAGGAGAAGGGCGACAACUUCAACCGUGCCGGUGCAACCAGCGUCGAGGAGAAGCACCACCCUCUUCUGCUCGCCGUCCUUGCCGACGAGCUUGGCUGCAACAUUGAUGACAUUAACGACUUUGAGCUGUGUCUCUACGACACUCAGCCCUCGGCUGUCGGUGGUCUCAACAACGAGUUCAUCUUCUCCCCACGCUGCGACAACCUCAUGACUUGCUUUGCCUCGAUUGAGGGUAUCUGCAACGCUGUCGAGGCCGAGGCCGCCACUGGCAAGGCCUCCGAGGAGGAGAACAUUCGCUGUGUCAUUCUCUUUGACAACGAAGAGGUCGGCUCAGUCUCCAACCACGGCGCCGAGUCCAACCUCUUGCCCUCGUUUGUUGAAAAGGUGUCUGGCAUGACCAAGCGUGGUUACUACCAGGUUCUCGCCAACAGCUUCCUCAUCUCGGCCGACAUGGGUCACGCUGUCCACCCCAACUAUGAGGCCAGGUACGAGGCCAACCUCGCUCCUCGCAUGAACCAGGGUGUCGUCAUCAAGACCAACGCCAACCAGCGGUACACGUCCAACGCCCAGACCACGUUCCUCCUUCGCCGCAUCGCCCAGCGCGCCGGCGUCCCCGUCCAGGACUUUGAGGUCCGCAACGACUGCUCGUGCGGCUCCACUGUUGGCCCCCACCUCUCGACCCACGUCCGCACCGUUGACAUUGGUCUCGCCCAGCUGUCCAUGCACUCGAUCCGUGAGACUGCAGGCUCUGGCGACGUCAAGCACUACAUCCAGCUGUUCAAGACCUACUUUGAGGUGUUCAGCCAGGUCGACGCCGAGCUCAAGGUGGAUGAAUUUUAG
Messenger RNA from Apiotrichum porosum, 1470 nucleotides. RefSeq lists its product as uncharacterized. Lineage: Eukaryota; Fungi; Basidiomycota; Tremellomycetes; Trichosporonales; Trichosporonaceae. The coding region runs from base 1 to 1470 and encodes 489 amino acids. The record is from RefSeq and is a predicted model, not a curated record. Gene Ontology annotation, cellular component: fungal-type vacuole. Gene Ontology annotation, biological process: proteolysis. The transcript has 2 exons. Gene Ontology annotation, molecular function: aminopeptidase activity; zinc ion binding.